This is a messenger RNA of Jaculus jaculus (lesser Egyptian jerboa), 2072 nucleotides long. RefSeq names its product glucoside xylosyltransferase 1 (gene Gxylt1). Gene Ontology annotation, molecular function: UDP-xylosyltransferase activity. The coding region runs from base 1 to 1311 and encodes 436 amino acids. The transcript has 9 exons. The record is from RefSeq and is a predicted model, not a curated record. Gene Ontology annotation, biological process: protein O-linked glycosylation via N-acetylgalactosamine. Lineage: Eukaryota; Metazoa; Chordata; Mammalia; Rodentia; Dipodidae.
AUGCGGCGCUACCUGCGCGUGGUGGGGCUGUGCCUGGCCUGCGGCUUCUGCUCGCUGCUCUACGCCUUCAGCCAGCUCGCCGCGUCCCUGGAGGAAGGAGCCGGCAGCGCUGGCGGGAAGCCGCAGGCCGCAGCGGCUUCCUGGCUGGCGGGCGGCGAGCACGGCGCCGAGAGAGGCGCGGGCCUCGGCGGGUCGGGCAGGGGAGGAAGGUGUAAAGAGUCCUCUCUGUGUUACUGGAAUCCCUAUUGGAUGCUGCCCUCUGAUGUUUGUGGAAUGAACUGCUUUUGGGAAGCGGCUUUUAGGUAUAGUCUAAAAACACAGCCUGUUGAGAAAAUGCACCUUGCUGUUGUUGCAUGUGGUGAGAGAUUGGAAGAGACUGUGACCAUGCUGAAGUCAGCUCUCAUUUUCAGCAUCAAACCUCUGCAUUUCCAUAUUUUUGCUGAAGAUCAACUACAUGAUAGCUUUAAAGACCAACUUGACAGCUGGUCGUUUGUGCAAGGAUUUAACUAUACAUUGUACCCCAUUACCUUUCCAAGUGACAGUGCAGUGGAGUGGAAGAAACUAUUUAAGCCAUGUGCUUCCCAGAGGUUAUUCUUGCCAUUGAUCCUGAAAGAAGUUGACUCAUUGUUGUAUGUCGACACUGAUAUUCUUUUCUUACGACCUGUUGAUGAUAUUUGGUCAUUACUAAAGAAAUUUAACUCCACACAAGUUGCUGCAAUGGCUCCAGAACAUGAGGAGCCUCGAAUAGGAUGGUAUAACCGCUUUGCCAGACAUCCAUACUACGGAGAAACAGGAGUGAACUCCGGAGUUAUGUUGAUGAACAUGACACGAAUGAGAAGGAAGUAUUUCAAGAAUGAUAUGACGACUGUGCGACUGCGGUGGGGAGACAUUCUUAUACCCCUGCUUAAAAAAUACAAGCUGAACAUCACGUGGGGUGAUCAAGAUCUGUUAAACAUCAUGUUUUUUCACAAUCCAGAAAGCCUUUUUGUUUUUCCAUGCCAAUGGAAUUAUCGGCCAGACCAUUGUAUAUAUGGAAGCAACUGCCGAGAAGCAGAAGAGGAGGGCAUCUUCAUUCUCCAUGGUAACAGAGGUGUUUAUCAUGAUGACAAGCAGCCUGCAUUUAGAGCCGUUUAUGAAGCACUGAGAAAUUGUUCUUUCGAAGAUGACAGUGUCAGUUCACUAUUAGAACCUUUAGAACUAGAACUGGAGAAGACAGUCCAUACCUACUGUGGGAAAAUUUACAAAGUAUUUAUCAAGCAACUGACGAAAAGCAUAAGAAAUCGUUAUGGCAGACCACCAAAGGAAAGGUGAUUUUUCCUACUGCUAAAUUAAGUGGAUGAAACAACAAAGUAUCAGAGGAAAAGUGUGAAGAAGUCUUGCAAGGAAGUAUUUAGGAAGAUAUUUUUAUCUCCAGAAUAACCUUUUUUCCUGAAGAAGUUAAAAGUAAUGAAGCAUAUAUUAAAAUUGUGGGCUCCAGCAGUAAGACAAUUUUGAUCUCUGAUAUUUUAGAAUAUUACUUGGUAUCAUUCCAGUAUUGAUAAAAAAAAAAAUGAAGAAGUCUGGGCUCUAGCAUGUAGAGUUGUGCUGAGUAAGAACAGUAGGAGUGGUGAAUGAGAAAACUGUACCUCAUGCAAAGUGAACACAUUCAAGCUGUGAGGAGAGCAACCCUUUUAUGUCAGCACUAACCUCACUUUAAAUGUGUGAGAAAAAGUUUACAGGAGCAGAAAAGUUCUGUUUCUCAAGAAAUGUGAUGUAACCAAUGUAACAGUUGACAAUCUAUGUGUACCCUUAUACAUUUCAUCUCUAUUCUACAAUAUUUUGUGACAAUCAUGCUUAAAAUUAUUUUUAGGUGUUAAGUAAGUUGCACAUUUAAAAUGUUAGCUAUAUAAGAGGGAAAAUAUUGCAAGGAGUAUACGUGUGUAUUUGUACACGUGUAUGGUGAGAGAGACAUGUUGUCAUUUUAUAUAUUAAACUAUCUUGCCAAACCUAAGCUCUUAAGAUAUUUGAGGACAUCAAAAAAAAAAAAUCAGCUUUACUGGGAAUUCUGGAAGCAGAACAUAUUAUGCUGAUAA